Messenger RNA from Gordionus sp. m RMFG-2023, 1293 nucleotides. RefSeq lists its product as uncharacterized. The transcript has 2 exons. Lineage: Eukaryota; Metazoa; Nematomorpha; Gordioida; Chordodea; Parachordodidae. The coding region runs from base 1 to 1293 and encodes 430 amino acids. The record is from RefSeq and is a predicted model, not a curated record.
AUGACCCAGCCCAUAUACUCGGGCAGAGCUCAGGGCUGGGCCUUUCUCUGGGUAACUGCCAACUUAAUUUAUCAGAUUUAUGGAGGUGGUAUUGCUCUUCAACCUCCAGGAAGAGUAUCUGAUAGAGGUAGCGAUGGUAGGGAUAUUUUUGGAGAAGGUGGUUUGAGUCCUAGUGGAGGUCAAGGUCGAUUUGGAGGAGAUGGUUUGAGUUCUGGUGGAGGCCAAAGACGUUUUGGAGGAGGUGAUUUCAGUUCUGGUGGAGGCCAAAGGCGUUUUGGAGGAGGUUUUGUGAGUCCUGGUGGAGGUCAGGGGGGUUUUGGAGGUGGAAGAUUCGUAGAUAGACCACAAGGAAUAGGGAGGCAAAAAGGAGGAUUGUCAGGAACGCAAGGAGGAUUCCGAGAUAGAGGUAUUGGAGGACAAGGAGGUUUGAGGGGGAGACUACAAGACAGAUUAGAUGACAGACGCUCGCAAGGUGGUUUCGGAGAUGGGAGACAACAAGGAGUCAGAGAAAGAUUACAAGGAAGAUUCGAUGAUAUAAGACCCCAAGGUAGUUUGGGGGGUAGAAGACAACAAGGAGGUUUAAGGGAAAGACUACAAGCAGGUCGAAAUGACAAAGGGCAACAAGGUGGUUUCGGAGGUGGAAGACAAAGUUUGAGGGAAAGGUUACAAGAAGGGCGAGAUGACAGAGGAUCGCAAGGUGGUUUUGGGGGUGGAAGACAAAGUUUGAGGGAAAGGUUACAAGAAGGGCGAGAUGGCAGAAGAUCGCAAGGUGGUUUUGGGGGUGGAAGACAACCAGGAGAGUGGGAAAGGCUACAAAGAGGGCGAGAUGGUAGAGGAUCUCAAGGGGGUUUCUUGGGUAGUAGACAACCAGGAGGUUUCAGAGAAAGGUUACAAGAAGGCAGAAGACUGGAAGGUGGUUCAGAGGAUCGAAGAGGCAAAAUAAAAACCUCAGGUCCCCAGCAGUCAGUGGGCCAAGAGCCACGCGGCAUACAGACUAUUCAACAGUUCAGAGGAAGUAGCCCCAAUUUUGGUGGAGGAAAUUUGAGAGGCGGCAUGAUGAUGAUGAUGACACACGAUCAACAGGUUCAGAUGACCCUGACAGCAGUGAGAGAUGGAAACAUUCCAGCUGAUCUUAAAUCACGGAUUCAAAAUGCUUGCCAAGAUAUGAGGAGCCGAGGCCUUUUUCAAGGUCAAGAUAGAAUUACUUGGAGAAAUUGUUGCGACGGUUUCCUAGAUCAGCCUGGGAACAUGGAUGAUGCUAUGAACAUUGUCAUGGCUAAUGGUGGGGAUUGA